Molecule: messenger RNA, 1124 nt
Organism: Opisthorchis viverrini
Lineage: Eukaryota; Metazoa; Platyhelminthes; Trematoda; Opisthorchiida; Opisthorchiidae
Exons: 6
Source: RefSeq, a predicted model, not a curated record
UGGCACGUCCUAACAAAGGAGAACAUUGCCCGUGUACGGAAGGAUGAAGCGCAGUACGAGGAAGAACAACGACAAAUCAAAUACCGAGCCAAACUUGCUGAACAAGAGUCUCGUACGGAGACCCUUCGUAAGCGAGGUUAUCGAAAACUGGCCACUUCUAGUGGUGGUCCACACGGAGCCAUACUUGUAGCCAGUAGUACCGAGCUUAUUCAAGGGAACAAAGAGUACGAAGCCGAGAAAAAAUCAGAAAAGGAGAAACAAGAGAAAGCUAUUGGCCUACUCACCUACCUCGGUCAGAGCGUUUUAGAAGCUGGUGGCGAAAAACCGUGGUAUGAUGUUCCUCCAAAGCAACUACAGUCUUCCACUGAGAAGUCCAGACUGAAGGACGAAUGGGAGGCUAAGAAGAAAGCCAGAGCCGAUCCAUUGACAGAGAUGAACAAGAUCACCGAAUGGUUUGAACAGAGACGCGAAGAAAAAGCCAAAGAAGAAGCCAAAGUUUUACAACGUGCCAACACGUGCAUUGCUGCAAUGCCGUCCCUGUUCCCCAAUGACAUUGCUGUUCCCAAAACGCUGGUUACUCAAGGUUUGCUCUCCGGAUGUCGUAUGGUUCAGAAUUGGUACCCCCGUGGUCCAACUGAUCUGAGUUCUGCGGAGAAAACUCAUGAUAAUGGGCAGCAAAAGUCGAAGAAAAAGCACUCUGCAGUAACAGAAGCAUCUUGCAAUUCGAUCACAGAGUCCGCUAGUGAAAAUACUGUGGCCUGUACGUCAGACGCCAUAAAGUUGGCGAAACAAGCAGAGCUGGAUCGCUUGCGCGCUGAACGGCUGCAGCGCGAGAGGAAAGAACGCGAACGAGCCGCGCUAAUCAUGGCAAAAGCUAUGGGUCUUUCUGAGGCACUUCAGGAACCCAAACAACUGGAAACUUCUGUGGACGAGCGUGAUCUACCCUUCAAUUCGGCCUUUAAUCCUGAACUAUCAGCCGCUCUGGCUGAGCGUCGUCGUCGUCAUCGCGAGUCGCGAAAGCGCCAACGCUCGCCGGAAUAACUUCAACUAUCGCUUGUUCAUUUAUCCUUCCUUAUUCACUGUCUUAUCAUCACGGCUUAUCAAGAUAAUUUGUGAAUUAUGCA